CUGCGGGCUAGCCACAAGGCAAAACAGCUCCACUUUAUUAGAUCUCUAUCCCAGGGGUCCCCAACCCCAGGCCAAGAUCCAGUCAGUGGCCUGUUAGGAACAGGGCUGCACAGCAGGAGGAUCCCAAAUACACAGGAAGUACUCAAUCAGUAGUUAUCUGAAUUUAUGGAUGGUAACCCAAACUCUGAGUGAAGAAACCUCUACCGAUGGAAGGCUAACAAGGUGCUCGGAGCUGAGGCCGGAGAUUAGCCCAUCAGGAGGAGGGGCCUCUUCGGUCCCGACCCGUUGCCGGGAUACGCGGAGGCGCUCAGCCUCAACUGGCUGGGCCUGAGGGCUCAGGAAAGCUACAAGUGUAAGUGGGUGGUCUCGAGGCAGCGAACCCGUACGUGGAGAUGAGUGGUGCGCUCCGCAGUGGCGUGACCUGGAGUGUUGCUACCUCCCUCAUUCGGCGCUGAAGGAGGUGAGGAAGAACUUCCAGAAGGGAUUAUAAAGCUGUUCAAAAGGGCAAGGAAAUGGAAUAACGGAGCUAGUUGGAAUGAGCAAAUUUUAAGUUUUGGUGUGAACAUAUUCAGUAUGAAGUGAUAAUGGCGUAUCUCAAUAGAAAUUUUCAAUAAACAAUUGAAAAUUUAGAAUCGAUAUACAGUUUAAAGGACAGACCUGCAGACAUUGAUGAGUCAUCAACAUAGUUGAAGUGAUUAAAGUAAAGAAGCAAUGGCUAGUAACCACAAACCUUCAGUAGCUCGCCCUGUUUCACGAGGUGGAAUUGGGUUAACAGGAAGGCCUCCUUCUGGAAUAAGACCCCCGUCAGGAAACAUUCGAGUGGCAACUGGAAUGCCACCUGGAACAGCAAGACCAGGCUCUCGUGGUGGCCCCAUGGGGACCGGUGGAGUUCUGUCUUCUCAGAUUAAAGUUGCAGAUCGUCCUGUAACACAACAAGGUUUGAGUGGAAUGAAAACUGGAAUUAAAGGUCCCCAGAGGCAAAUUUUAGACAAAUCUUAUUAUCUUGGGCUUCUUCGGAGUAAAAUAAAUGAACUUACGACAGAAAUUAAUAAACUACAGAAAGAAAUAGAAAUGUACAAUCAAGAGAAUUCGGUAUACUUGUCAUAUGAAAAGCGAGCUGAGACUUUAGCUGUUGAAAUCAAAGACUUUCAAGGACAGCUAGCAGACUACAACAUGUUGGUAGAUAAACUUAAUACCAAUACUGAUAUGGAAGAAGUAAUGAAUGAUUACAACAUGCUUAAAGCUCAAAAUGAUCGAGAAACACAAAGUAUGGAUAUCAUAUUCACUGAAAGACAAGCGAAGGAGAAGCAAAUUCGAAGUGUAGAAGAGGAGAUUGAACAGGAAAAACAAGCAGCAGAUGGCAUUAUCAAAAAUAUGUCUCCUGAAAAACAAGUCAAGUACAUAGAAAUGAAAACCACAAAUGAGAAAUUAUUACAGGAAUUAGAUAUACUUCAGCAACAACUAGAUUCACUGAACAUGAAAAAAGAGAGUCUAGAAACCGAAAUAGCACACUCCCAGGUAAAACAGGAGGCUGUAUUGCUGCAUGAAAAACUUGAUGAGUUAGAGUCCCAUCGAGAUCAAAUGAUUGCUGAAGACAAAAGCAUGGGAUCUCCAAUGGAAGAGAGAGAGAGAUUACUUAAGCAGGUAAAAGAAGAUAAUCAGGAAAUAGCUAGCAUGGAGAGACAGUUAACAGAUUUAAAAGAAAAAAUAAAUCAAUUUAAUGAAGAAAUUAGACAACUUGAUAUGGACUUAGAAGAACACCAAGGCGAAAUGAAUCAGAAGUACAAGGAGCUAAAAAAAAGGGAGGAAAAUAUGGACACUUUUAUUGAGACCUUUGAGGAAACUAAAAGUCAGGAACUGGAACGGAAGGCACAGAUAGAAGCCAGCAUUGUUGCGCUUUUGGAGCAUAGUAGUCGGAAUAUAAAUCGUAUGAAACAGGUAUCCUCUAUCACCAAUCAAGAGCUGAAGAUAAUGCAGGAUGAUCUCAAUUUUAAAUCUACUGAAAUGCAGAAAUCACAAAGUACAGCUAGGAAUUUGACUUCAGACAGUCAACGUCUACAAUUGGACCUUCAGAAAAUGGAGCUCCUGGAAAGCAAGAUGACUGAAGAACAGCAUUCUCUAAAAAGCAAAAUUAAGCAAAUGAUAAUUGAUAUAGAGACAUUUAAUGAUUUGCCAGCUUUAAAAUCAUCAGGUGAAGAAAAGAAAAAGAAAUUACAUCAGGAAAGAACAGUAUUGUCAACCCACAGAAAUGCCUUUAAGAAAGUAAUGGAGAGGCUAAACACAGAAUAUGAGACACUAAAAACACAAUUGCAAGAAAAUGAGACACAUUCUCAGCUUACAAAUUUGGAGAGGAAGUGGCAACACCAUGAACAAAAUAAUUUUGUGAUGAAAGAAUUCAUAGCAACCAAGAGUCAAGAGAGUGAUUACCAGUCAAUUAGGAAGAAUGUGACCAAGCAGAUUGCAGAGUACAAUAAAACCAUCAUGGAUGCUCUACAUAGCGUGAGCAGAAACUGAGUCUGAACCAACUGCAAGUCUUCAAAGAAGUAUCCUCUUUCUGUUAAACUUUAUACAAGCUGAAUGAAAAAAAGAAAGUCUUACCUAAGAUUUUUGAAUGCUCUAAUUUUUGUGGCCUAUUUCAAGAGUGAUGUUUUAAAUAUAAUAGUUUAAUAGUUCAAUAAAUAGUUUGCAUAAGAAAAAUAUCAUCUUUUACAUUUUUGUUUUUGGGGGGGUGAUAAAAGUGUCUUAACAAACCAAGAGGUAACCAAGAAAAAGAUGUUCAUUGACAGACAUUUUGUUUUAUGGCAAAAUGUCAAUGGCAGCAAUUUUCAACCUCUUUCAUCUUAUGGCACACAUAAACUAAUUACUAAAAUUCUGUAACACACCAAAAAUAUAUUUUUUGUUGAUCUGACAAAAAUAGGUAUAAUUUUGAUUGAUUUACAAAAAAAAAUACUGAUUACCUACCCUUUUUUCUCCAAAGUGACUUUUUAAGAAAUCAGGUGCCUAUACUUGUACAUAAAGGUUUCUGGUACCAAGAAUUAACUAAUCAGAUGCAACCUUAUUAUGUGAUGUGACCAAUAAGAUGCAACUCUAUUAUAUGACCUAUCUAUUUAUGGUUCAAGACAGGACAUUCACACCAGAAGGCUAUUGUUGUGUUGACUGUUGUCUUUUUUUAUUUGACAAUCCAAGAGAAAAGAAGUUAGUGCCCCAGACUAAAUACCUAAGUGUUGCACGUUUUAAGACCUGUUGCGGCACAAGGAAUGAAAUUUGCUGAUCUGUGGCAGCAAAUAAGAUCUCAUGUGUCAGCUGUAGGAACGAUUCAUAGAGUGUGAUUCUGAUUUAGCUCUUAUAUCAAUCUUGUCAAUAUUUGCUUCAUGGUAAGAUUAAAAGAUGUUGAACUUUGAGCUGUACUUCUCAAAUAGAGUAUAUUUGAUGUGUUUUAAUAUAAAGUCACAGGUAAGUAUAUAACUUAUUCUUUAUCUUUCAGUUACACCUAAUAAUUUGAAAUUAAAAACUUACAACCUUUGCAUUUUAAAGACAUUUCCUCACAUGUAUAUGUUAGGAAAGACAUGAAGUUUAAAAGAAAGUGUGGCUAUUUUGGAAUAUGGCUGCUACUGUUUAUUUCCCCCCUGGAAUAUGCAUUUACUCUUUUGUACUGUAGGGGGACUUAAGUAGAUUAAUUUGCAAACAUUUGCCAGAACAUUUGAAAGGAAAAGCUAAAAGAUAUAUAAUUAUGGAGUAUGAGUCUGGGAGACAUUGUUAUAACUAAAGAUGUAUCCUCUCUUGUGGGCAAGCUUGAAUCACCUUGGUCCUCAUAAAAUAACCCUUCAGACUAUCCUUUUUUUGUUCCAAUCUCCUAUUUCUCAUGUUCAUCAGGUUACUCUGUUCUCCGUAUUCCUAAAACACAAGCAUAUUGAUGUCUUUGAAAGAAGAGGCUUUAUUGACAUAUAAUUUACAUAAUAUAAAAUGAUGCAUGUUGCUUUCCUGAAGUGAAGUUAUCACUGUAAACUAUUCAGCUUUAGUCUGUGUGAGUUUAGGUAGAGUGGUGGACAUUGUUGAGUUUGGUUAAUUCUGGAUUACGAGUACAGCUGAAGAUCCUGGACAGUGAUACAUUGACUAAGGUAGCAUAUUCCUAAAAUGUGUUCCUCAGAUCCUUUGUUACUCAGGUUAUUCAUAGUUAUUACACCACCAAAGAAUUCAUGGUCAGAAAAGUUUGGGAAACAUUGUUUAAAACAACAGUAAAUUCUUGGUUUUUCGGAGCCUCUAAUAUGCAAAUGUGCAAUAAGUUAAACAAGGGUAUACACUAUUAACACUAUACUAUUAAUAAUAAGCAUUUUUUCCCAAGUUGUAGGUAAUUUUACUUAGACUUUUGGUGCUUUCAAAAUUAUCUAAAUGUACAUAUAACACUUAGAAAUGCCAUAAAAAUUCAAGUAUGUUAGUACUUUAACUUGUAGACAAAGAGAUAUAAUAAUAAGACAACUGUAUAAUCUUUGAGCUACAGUGGAACCAAUCUUCACCCAGAAAAAAAGCAGGAGAAAGAUCAUCUAUCCAUUAAAUAAACAGUUUGUGUUUGCAUUAUAACAAUGGGAAGUUUGGCAGAGAAAAAAUGAAAAUUUAUUGAAAAAAGCAAGGUUUCCAACUUCCGUUCUAAAUUACUCAUAUAUGAUAUUUGGGGAACAUAAUUGAGCAGGAUUUCUUUAAACUAAAACAUGUGUUAUCUGAGGGAAAUUCUCACUAAUGUCUCUUCCUUCCUCUCAGAGCUUUUCAACAAAUACAAGAAUAUUCUCUCUACUAGGACAGAACUGGAAGCUACUAUCUGCAUGUACCGGUUCUUCCUCAGUCAGUCACAUUGCUCAGUGCGUUCCACUCCUGUUAAAACAACACCUUGUAAGUCAAAUGAAAAGAAACUGCACACUGAACAAACAUUGAGUAUUUUUUUUAAAGAUCAACAUGGGAAAGUUACAAGUCUUGUUUUUCCCAUCCUUACCCUUUAUCAAUAAAUAAGCAUGAGGUCUUGAUACUUUUUCUCACUAACCAGGGAAUCUCUCAUUUGAACCAUAUUCUGAUCUCAUGUUAAAGUGUAAAGUCAGUGCAGGGUUACAGGAUUAGAGCAUGGAAUAAUGUCAUUAACACUAGGAAAGAAACACCAGUUAGUAGGUGCUCCAGAGGAAGGGGCUGUCCCCCUAUCCAAUUUCCCUGUAGCCCUUUCUUUUUGGUAUAGGUUUGCAACCUAAACAACCUUUGUAAAUAAACACUGAUUAGACUUAAAAUAAGAAUAAUUCAAGAUGAAUUACUAAAGAAUGGUAAUCUAUUUUAUUUUAUUUUUUCAAUAUUUUUUUCAAUUACAGUUGACAUACAAUAUUAUAUUAGUUUCAAGUGUACAAGCUAGUGAUUAGACAUUUAUAUAAAUUACAAACUGAUCACCCUAAUAAAUCUAGUAUCCAUCAACACCAUAGAUAAUCAUUAACAUAUUAUUGACUAUAAUCCUAUGCUCUACUUUACAUCCUCAUGACUGUUCUGUAACUACUGAUUUGUACCUCUUAAUCUCUUCACCUUUCUCACCCAUCUCCCAACCCCCCCUCCCACCUGGCAACCAACAAAAUGUUCUCUGUUAUCUAUGAGUCUGUUUCUGUUCAUUUAUUUUGUUUUUACACUUGAUAUAUAAGUGAAAUCAUCUGGCAUUUCUCCUUUCUGACAUAUUUCACCCAGCACAAUACCCUUUAGGUCCAUGCAUGUUGUUGCACGUGCCAACAUUUCACUCUUAUGGCUAAGUCAUAUUCCAUUUAUGCGCCACGUCUUCUUCAUCUGUUCAUUUAAUGGUGGACACUUAGGUCGCUUCCAUAUCCUGGCUAUUGUAAAAAAAAAUGCUGCAAUGAACAUCUGAUGUAUAUGUGUUCUUUACUUAAUGUUUUGGGUUUCUUGAGAUAAAUACCUAGAAUUGCUGGGUCUUUCUUUGUCUCUUGCUAUAUAGCUUAUUUUUAAGUCCAUUUUUUCUGAUACACAUAUUGCUAUCACAACUUUUUUUUUUCAUUUCCAUUUAAUACCUUUUUCUCUUUCUUCAUUGUCAGUCUGUAUGUAUCUUCCAAACUAAAGUGAGUCUUUUGAAGACAACAUAUGUAAGGGUCUUGUUUAAUUAUCCAUUCAGCCACCAUAUGCCUUUCAAUUGGAGCAUUUAAUCCAUUUGCAUUUAAAGUAAUUAUCAAUAGAUGUUUGUUGCCAUUUUAUUACUCAUUUUUAAUUUUUUUCUUUUUUUUCUUAAAGAAAACCCUUUAACAUUUCUUGUAAUACUGGUUUGGUAGUGAUGAACUCCUUCAGAUUUUCUUGUCUGGGAAGCUCUUAUCGGUCCUUUGAUUUUAGUCACAGCUUUACUUGAAAGAGUAAUCUUGGUUGUAUGUUCUUGCUUUUCAUUACGUUAAAUAUUUCAUGUUGAUCCCUUCUGGCCUGAAGUAUUUCUGUUGAGAAAUCAGCUCACAAUUUUGUGGAAACUUCCUUGUAGAUAACUGUCUCUCUCUUCUGGUUCUUAAGGUUUUCUCUUUAAACUUGGUAUUUUAAUUAAGAUGUGUCUUGGUGUGGGCCUUUUUUGCGUUCAUCUUGUUUGGGAGUCUGUGCUUUCUGGACUUGUAUAUGCAUUUCUUUCAUUAAGUUAAGGAAGUUUACUGUCAUAUUUUUCAAAUAGGUUUUAAUUCCUCGACUUUCUCUUAUUUUUCUGGCACUCCCAUGAUGCAAAUGUUGGUAUGCUUGAAGUUGUCCCAGAGGCUCCUUAAACUAGCCGCAUCUUUUGGAUUCUUUUUUUCUUUUUGCAGUUCUGAUUGGCUGUUUUCUGCUUUCUUAUCUUCUAAAUUGCUGAUUUGAUCCUUGGCUUCAUCUACUCUGCUGUUGAUUUCCAAUAAUGUAUUUUUCAUUUCUGAUUGGCUCUUUUUUAUAUUUUCUAUCUCUUUGUUGAAGUUCUCACUAAAUUCAUUUACUCUUCCGCUAAAUUUAUUGAACAUUCUUAUACUAAUGUUUUAAACUCAGCAUCUGGUAGAUUGCUUAUUUACUUUUCUGGAGUUUUGUCCUGCUCUUUCAUUUGGGACAUGUUUCUUUGUCUCCUCAUUUUGACUGCCUUCCUGUGUUUGUAUCUAUGUAUUACAUAGAGCUUGUACGUCUCCCAGUCUUGAUAGUAUGGCCUUAUGUAUGUAGUAGGUGUCCCCUAAGGCCCAGUGUCACAGCUUCCCCAUUCUUCCCCUUGUGCGGUCUGUGUGCACCCUCCUGUUGUACUUGAGCCUUGAUUGCUGUUUACACUUCAGUGGGAGAGAUUUACCCCCAGGCUGGUCGGCUUCAAGGACUGGCCAUGACCACUAGGGAAGAUCUGCUGUGCAGAGCCCAAAAUCACAAAGCAGGAGUUGCUUCAGUAAGGCUCUCAUGUCUGCCAAGUUCAUGCCUUGAGUGUUGUUCAUGGAAGUGGUUGAGUGGUGUUUCAGCAUGUUCUGAUGCCGUCUACUGGUACAAUGACUGGGUUCUCCUGGGAGGUGCAGGCCAAGGGUGUCCAUUGCCUGUGUCCUGCCCAGGGCCACCUGGCAUGAGCAACAAAGUGAUCUGAAAAUGACUGCUGCGUAUGCUGGGCUUGGGGCGACUUAGAAAGAGGUACAGGCAUGCACACACCAGAUGCUGCUUGUUUAAGAACUUUUAGAAAAGUUCACAGCAUAAACCAAGGCAGAUUAUACAGAAAAGUCACCGAAAAUGAAUGGCUUGGACGAUUCCAAAAAUUGGGCAGGGCAGGGUCUCAUGGAACUACCAGGGUGAACAGUGUUAGUGAGGUCAAUAGAGACUCAGCUAUGGUGCCUGCCUGCCAGCUCUGUGGGGAGAGGGCUCAACAAAGGAACCGUGGCCUCUGUUAGCAUUUCUGUCUGGGAGAAAGCUACCCCUCCAACCCUUGCCCUGAUGCCAGACAAUCCAGUUACUCCCCAUAUCUCCCUGGCACCUUUCGAACUGCUGCCACAGUACUGGAACUCAGAGGGGGUGAAUCCAAGUAAGACUGUGUUUGGGCCCUUUAAGAGGAACUCCUGGGACUCCAGAAGCACUGGUCUCAACUCGGCCACAAUCCCCCUGGUUUUCACAGCCAUAAGUUAUGGGGACUUCUCUUCCCAGCACUGGAACCCUAAGUUGGAGGAACCUGGUGUGGGACUGGAACCCCUUGCUUCUCACGGGGGACUUUUGCAGUCAAGAUAUCUCUCCUGACUUUUAACCACCAUGGGUGGGUGUGGGACAAGGCAUUCUGUGUCUCUACCCCUCCAACUAGUCUAGAAAUGGCUGCUGCUUCAUAUCGUUAGUUGUAGGACUUCUGUCCAUCCAAGUUUCAGGCAGUUCUGAAUAAUGAUGAUUCUGUACUUUAUUUGUAAUUUUUAUGUGUUUUGGGGAGAAUGUGAGUACCGCAUUUAUCUACUUUGCCAUUGUUACCAGAAGCCUGUAGUAAUCAGUUUUAAAAUUGUUACCAUCCAUUUUAUGUUCUUUUAAAAUAAAAGUAGAUUGUGUAGGCUGUGUCUUUAAGUUACAGAUUCACAGGAUGAGAUGUGAAAUCGAACAUGUUUGAAAUGACAAUAUUUAAUACAGAGUUGGAAAUUUAAGAAAGGCAGAUAAACAUAAUGAAGAAAGUAGCUGACUUCUGAUCUCACCAGUCUCUUUAAAUGUGCAUGUAUAUAUUUGUCACACAUGUCUGUUUGGUAU
Artibeus jamaicensis (Jamaican fruit-eating bat) is the source of this 8700-nucleotide messenger RNA. It is a transcript of the gene IFT74, whose product is annotated as intraflagellar transport 74. Gene Ontology annotation, molecular function: beta-tubulin binding. NCBI's taxonomy places the organism in Eukaryota, Metazoa, Chordata, Mammalia, Chiroptera, Phyllostomidae. Gene Ontology annotation, biological process: cilium assembly; intraciliary transport involved in cilium assembly. The record is from RefSeq and is a predicted model, not a curated record. The coding region runs from base 712 to 2514 and encodes 600 amino acids. Gene Ontology annotation, cellular component: cilium; intraciliary transport particle B; centrosome. The transcript has 24 exons.